Molecule: messenger RNA, 4518 nt
Organism: Photinus pyralis (common eastern firefly)
Lineage: Eukaryota; Metazoa; Arthropoda; Insecta; Coleoptera; Lampyridae
Product: fatty acid synthase-like
Exons: 6
Coding region: 61-4332 (1423 amino acids)
Biological process (GO): fatty acid biosynthetic process
Molecular function (GO): fatty acid synthase activity; oxidoreductase activity; phosphopantetheine binding
Source: RefSeq, a predicted model, not a curated record
AUAAAGUCGGCUUACCAACGCGGUGUGGCUCUUCUCGAAAAUAAUUUGCCGAAAGGAAAAAUGGCCGCUGUAGGUUUGUCAUUGGAAGAGUGUCAAAAGCGUUGCCCACCAGGAAUUGGGAUCGGAUGUCACAAUAGUAAAGACAACGUGACCAUAACGGGUCCGGAAAAUCUAGUUGAUGAUUUUGUUGCCAAGUUAACCGCCGACGGAAUCUUUUCCAGAACAGUACCGAGUGCCGGUUUAGCAUUUCAUAGCAACUACAUUGCAAAUGCUGUACCUGCUCUACAAAAAGCUUUUGAUGAAAUCAUCCCACAUCCAAAACCACGUAGUUCCAAGUGGAUUUCUUCGUCAUUUCCAGAGUCCGCAUGGGAUACUCUCGGUGGAAAGCUUUGUUCAGCCGAGUACCAUAUCACUAACGUAAUUGCACCGGUCUUAUUUUACGAGGCGAUUCAACACAUUCCUAAGAACGCUAUUGUAAUUGAAAUUGCCCCGCAUGGUCUACUGCAAGCCAUACUAAAGAGAACGCUUCAUUCUGAAUGCACAAACAUCAGCCUUGUUAGUAGAGCCGCUUCGAAUAAUGUAGAUUUCUUCUUAUCGGCGAUUGGAAAGAUAUUCAACGCUGGCGCCCAACCUCAAAUUGCACGAAUGUAUCCACCGGUACAAUAUCCAGUUGGUCGCGGUACCACAAUGAUUAACUCAUUGGUGGAGUGGGACCACUCAGAGAAAUGGACGGUUGUCAACUUUGCGGAACAAAGUUCAAUGUCGGGAGAAUGUAAAUAUAACGUAGACCUUACAAAGGAACUCGACCAAUUUCUAACCGGUCACAAACUUCAUGGGAAAAUUGUGUUUCCAGUAGCAGGAUACCUAAUUAUGGCUUGGAAAACACUGGCUAAACUACGAAAUGAAGAUUUUGAGCAGAUGCCAGUUGUCAUGGAAGAAGUGCAAUUUAAGCGAGGGACUAAAAUAUCGAUGGACGCAGUUGUUAAAUUUUCGAUCAAUAUUCUGGAGAGUUCUGGCGAAUUUGAAAUUUGCGAGGGGGGAUCUUCGGUUGUGUCAGGAAAGAUCUUUGUACCUCGUGAUGUUUCAAAGGAAUUCGUUCCCGUUCCUCAAGCUCCCAUCAAAGCUGAGACUGAUCUGCUUCAACUAACCACUGACGAUAUUUACAAGGAACUCAGAUUCCGAGGAUACGACUAUGAGGGCCCCUUUCGAUUAAUAGAAUCCUCGGACAACCGCUUCGUGAAUGGCAUAGUUAAACGCCAAAGCAACUGGGUCACUGAUCUAGACGCACUUUUUCAAUUUACAAGUUUAGGUCAGAAAGCUAGAGAUCUUUACGUGCCCACACGAAUUCGGCGAGUUGUCAUAAAUCCGACCUUGCAUCGUGCUUCAAAUAAUAGCGUUCCGAUAUCGAUGUUUCCCAAAACUGGCGUCGCUCAUUGCGGGGGUUUUCAAGUGCACCAAAUCAAAUGGAGCAUUUCACGCAAACCUUUGGAUUUAGUUCCCCCUAAGCUAGAAAGAUACAAGUUCGUACCAUACGAUGAUGUUAUCCUCCCCAGGGAACAUGCGCUAACGGUACUCACUCAGAUUGUCUUGGAAAAUACGGAUGCUCUUAAAUUGAGAGUCAUAGAAAUGUUGCAAGAUACGAACAAAGUUAAAACUUUUCACAUCAAAGAAGCUAUAGAGGCCGAACCCAAAUUAUCAGUAGAUUACGCUGUAAUCAAAUUGAUAGAAACCAACCUAGCCGAAUUUGAAACAGAACAAGUUCAGGUACUACCAAGAGAAAUGUUAGAUCAAUUUAAAGCAAACGUUCACCUGGUUGUCAUGAAAGAUGUCCAGUCGCCUGGAAAUUUAGGCCUCACGAAAAGUGCGUGCGCUGCAUUGAAACCGGGUGGAUUUAUUCUAAGUGAAGAACAGGAAUUGAGUGAUAUCGUGAUCUUGCAAUCGCUUGGAUUGAAGGCUGUAGCCACUCACUGUGCGGAUAUGACAAAUUUCGUAUUACUGCGAAAACCACUCGAAAUUCAACGGGAUUUGCUCGUACUUAAAAUUACUGAAAAGAAUUAUAAGUGGGUAACACCCUUAGCCCAGGCGCUUAAAAAAUCUGCAACAGAUGGAACUAAAAUAUUCUUAGUCAGUCAAGGUGAUGAGUUCAGUGGGUUGGUAGGACUAGUGAAUUGUUUGAAGAAGGAACCGGGAGGAAUGAAUGUACGUGCCUACUACAUACCCAAAGAAACAAAAGAAACCUUCUCGCUGUCUUCCGCAUAUUAUCAAAAUCAGAUUGAGAAAGAUUUAAUUCACAACGUUCUGAAAUACGAAAUGUGGGGAUCGUACCGUCACCUACUUCUAGACCGAAACAUUGUCGCCUCGAAUCACGCUUACAUUAAUAUAGACACGAAAGGCGAUCUGACCACUUUAAGAUGGGUGGAAGGUCCACAUCACAGCCCUGAAGAUACAUCCGACCUAUGCUCGGUGUACUACGCGUCAGUCAAUUUUAGGGAUGUAAUGCUGGCAACCGGACAUUUACCUUCUGACGCUGUGCCUGGUGAGUAUGGCACCCAUGAGUGCUUGAUGGGUUUGGAGUUUUCCGGGCGAGAUAGCAAAGGCAGAAGGGUUAUGGGACUUGUCGAGUCGCGUGGUUUGGCCCUGACCUGUAUUGCUCAACCACAUUUACUAUGGGAAGUUCCAAAGCAAUGGACCCUUGAAGAGGCGGCCACGGUUCCUUUAGUUUACGGAACAGCGUACUACGCACUAAUAAUUCGAGGGCAACUUCAACCGGGAGACUCGAUACUUAUACACUCAGGUGCUGGAGGUGUGGGACAAGCGGCUAUAUCAGUUGCACUCAGCAUGGGUUGUACCGUAUUCACGACAGUUGGCAACCAAUCAAAACGUACUUUUUUAAAGCAGACAUUUCCACAAUUGCGCGACGAACACAUCGGCAAUUCACGCGACGCAAGCUUCGAGCAGUUAAUCCUAAACGAAACUGACGGCCGCGGCGUUGAUGUGGUCUUAAACUCGCUCGCGGGAGACCUACUCCAAGCAUCGGUGCGCUGCCUUGCAUGGGGAGGUCGUUUUUUGGAAAUUGGAAAGGUCGACUUAUUCGACAAUUCACUUUUGGGAAUGAGCGUAUUUUUGAAAAACACCACGUUCCAUGGGAUUCUGUUUGACGUGAUGAUUGAAAAGAAUAAUUACCACACCCCUCGCAUAGUUCAGUUGGUUAGCGACGGAAUAGCCAGCGGAGUAGUUCGACCACUGUCGUCAACGGUUUUCGGAGAAGAUCAAGCAGAGGAAGCCUUUCGAUUCAUGGCCUCUGGAAAACAUAUCGGAAAAAUCCUACUGAAAAUCAGAACCGAGGAGGAUCAGAGCGUUUGUAUUCCGCGCCCAACAGUUACAAAUUGCGUUGCUCACAACUACAUGCAUCCAAAGAAGAGUUACGUCGUCGUAGGUGGACUUGGCGGCUUUGGUUUGGAAUUGACAACCUGGUUAAUACUCAGAGGAGCGACUAAGAUAGUGUUAUGCUGUCAUAACGGUGUUACAACGGGAUACCAAUCGUUGUGUAUCAGACGAUGGCGCGAGGAUGGUGCAACAAUUGCGAUUUCUCAAACUGACGUCACUUCCGAGCAUGGCGUCUCCGAACUUUUCAAGGAGGCACUUCACCACGGCCCCAUUGGUGGCGUAUUCAAUUUAGCCGAAGUUCUCGAAGAUGCCCAAACGAUAAAUUUGUCCGCGGAAGAUUUCGAGGCAGUAUGCCAACCAAAAAUACAAGGUACCAAAAAUUUGGAUGCCGCAACGCGAUCUUUAGCACCAAAUUUGGACCAUUUUGUUGUGUUUUCAUCAAUAUCUUGUGGUCGAGGUGGUAUGGGGCAAGCGAACAAUGGAUUCGCCAAUUCCGCAAUGGAACGGAUAUGUGAAUCUCGUCAAGCCGACGGUUUCCCAGGCUUGGCCAUUCAGUGGGGCACCGUUGAUGACGUCGGCAUUGCAAAGAAAGUCGAUGAAGUGUCCUUAGCUUUGGGAAUAAUUCCACAGCGUAUAAGAUCGUGUUUGAAUACCAUGGAUGUUUUCAUUAAUCAACCACACGCUAUUGUGGCUAGCAUGGUUUUAGGAAAAAGCGUUAAAGUAGAGAAAGAGAUUGGUAUGGCAGACGUUGUCGCAAACAUACUAGGCCUUAAAGACUUCAAGACUGUAUCACCCACAAUGGUAUUUUCCGACUUUGGAAUGGACUCGCUUAUGGUUUCUGAAAUAAAGCAAACUUUAGAAGAAAACUACGACAUACAUUUAACUGUGGAUGGGGUUCGUAGCCUUACAUUCGAACGGUUAUCACUAUUGAGUAUCGCUAAAUGAAGAUUCGCAGGUUAUAUUUAAAUUAUUUAAUUAAAUAAUUACUUCAUAUCCACAAAUUGAAUCAGAUGUAAUAACCCCCAGCUCGCCUCUAAAACGGCUGCGAAGCUACUGUUUAUCACAGCCAAAUUACAUGUAAUAAUAACAUAUACUUGUUUUUAUGUCCUGUUUCUUCCCAGAAUUUAGCUA